Lates calcarifer (barramundi perch) is the source of this 5868-nucleotide messenger RNA. RefSeq names its product leucyl/cystinyl aminopeptidase (gene lnpep). Lineage: Eukaryota; Metazoa; Chordata; Actinopteri; Centropomidae. Gene Ontology annotation, molecular function: zinc ion binding; metalloaminopeptidase activity; peptide binding. Gene Ontology annotation, biological process: peptide catabolic process; proteolysis. Gene Ontology annotation, cellular component: cytoplasm. Bases 424 to 3531 code for a protein of 1035 amino acids. The record is from RefSeq and is a predicted model, not a curated record. The transcript is spliced from 22 exons.
GGGAGGUUGUCAACAACUGGUCGGGGAAGAAUUUGGUCAGCCAGUUGGUUAGUUUGCCGUGCGUCUCAGAGUAAGAUUUGUUUACAUAUUUAUAUCAUAAGGUUUGACAUUUUAGACAGCCCCGCCGUAUUCACGUGUUAGUCCAGUAAACAGCUAUGGACGAUAAAGUUAUAGAAACCAGCUAACGUUAUCUGAAUGAAUGUCUUUCCGUCAGUUAAAAUUGUUUGAAGUUGGCUCGUUCCAAGCUAGCCACUACGCAGCUAACGUUAGUACAGUGAGGUCGGGCUGCUAUUUAUUGUGAGCGUAUGAUAGCCUGCAGUGGGGUUGUGGUCAGCCAUAAACACAUCACCUCUGUCGAGCUGCUGUAAACGUGUAGAGGUCCCCCUUGUUUUGGACGAGAGGAGCUCUCUGAGAUACUCCGCCAUGGAUCCAUUUGACAGCAACAGCACAGAGCGAGCCAACCUGCCGAGGAACAUGAUUGAGAACAGCAUGUUUGAAGAAGAGCCUGAUGUUGUUGAUUUAGCCAAGGACUCCACUGCAUUUCCGACAUUUCCUGCUCUUGACCCAGAUGAAGUGGUGUAUGAGCCUCGUAGCUCACGGUUGCUUGUGCGAGGCCUGGGAGAGAAUGAUAUGGAUGAGGAUGAGGAGGACUGCGAGUCUUCAGCCCGUCUGCUGGGCAUGUCUUUCAUGAACCGUAGCUCUGCUCACAGAUCCAACUCUUCUCCGUACACCAGACAGGCUCCACCCAGAUCAUGUUCACGACCCUCAGCCCGUACCAUGGUUGUUUGUGUGUUGUUCCUGGUGAUAGUGGCCUCCAUGACCAUGGUACUGUACUUCUUACCUGGAUGCAACUUUACCAGGGCAGGUUGUCCUAAGACAAACAAGACCACACCCAUAGAGACAGUAUACCCCAUCUCAACAAAUGGCAAACUAUUUCCAUGGGCCCAGUUCCGGCUGCCUCAAAGCAUACAUCCUCUCAGCUAUGACCUCACCCUGACCCCAAACCUCGACGACAUGACCUUCACUGGCCGCACCGUUAUCAAUAUGUCUGUGCAUCACAACACCAACUGCAUUGUCCUGCACGGUGCUAAUCUCAACAUUACCAAAGCAACCUUCAAGCUGGGUGAUGGGAAAGCCAGCGAUGUGACUGUACUGGAGUACAAACCCAGACAGCAGAUAGCCGUUAAAGUCUCUGAUGAUCUGAAGACAGGCCAGUACUGUGUUUUGACUCUGCAUUACUCUGCCAACCUCUCACAUACCUACGAUGGUUUCUACAACAGCUCAUACACAGAUAAAGAUGGAAAGAAAAGGGUCCUAGCUGCAACUCAGUUUGAACCACUAUCAGCCAGGAAGGCCUUCCCUUGCUUUGAUGAGCCAGCUUUCAAAGCUACCUUCCAGAUUCAAAUCAUCAGAAAACCAAACUACAUGACUCUGUCCAACAUGCCCAAGGCUAAAUCAACAACACUUACCAGUGGCCUCGUGCAAGAUGAGUUUGAAAAAACCAGUGUCAAAAUGAGCACUUACCUGGUGGCCUUCAUUGUUGCUGAUUUCACCCCGAUCAGCAAAAAUGUCUCAAAAACUCUGGUGUCUGUAUAUUCUGUGCCAGAGAAGAAGGAGCACACUGACUACGCUCUGAGCACAGCUUCCAAACUGCUGGAGUUCUACAAUAACUUCUUUGAAAUCGACUACCCCCUCAAAAAACUAGACUUAGUAGCCAUCCCAGACUUCCUGGCAGGGGCCAUGGAGAACUGGGGACUCAUUACUUUCAGAGAGACCAGCCUGCUGGUGGGCAAACAGUCCUCUCCUCUGGAGAAACAAGUAGUUGCCUCUGUCAUAGCGCAUGAGCUCGCUCAUCAGUGGUUUGGAAACUUGGUAACCAUGAGCUGGUGGAAUGACCUGUGGCUCAAUGAAGGCUUUGCAACUUACAUGCAGUACAUGUCACUGCAGACAGUGUUUCCCAAGCUGGACAUUGGUAAUUUGUUCCUGGCAGUGCGUUUCCGAGCUUUGGACAAAGAUGCACUAAACUCCUCUCAUGCUGUAUCGACAGAGGUUAAUACACCAGAGCAGGUGGAAGAGAUGUUUGACUCUGUCUCGUAUGAAAAGGGUGCAUCCAUUCUCCUGAUGCUGAACGCCUGCCUGCUCGGGGAGCAGCAGUUCAGAAAGGGUAUCAUUCAGUAUCUAGACCAGUUUAAUGAAUCAAACACAGACACUGAUGGCCUCUGGAACAGCCUUACACAGGUUGAGGUCUCGACGCAGCACCUGAAUGUGUCAGAGAUGAUGAACUCAUGGACAUCACAGAAAGGCUUCCCGCUGGUCACUGUAAGCCGCAAGGGAGAUCAAGUGACCCUCACACAGGAGCACUUCCUCCUCACAUCUGACAACACCACACACACUUCCAGCCUAUGGAAUAUUCCAGUGACUUAUGUAAACGACAGCUGUAGUUUGGCCCCCGAGUGCAGACAGGUGUUCACUCUGAAGACCAAGUCAGGCACUCUUAAGCUGCCAGAAAGUGUAAAGUGGCUGAAGUUGAACUACAGAAACACGGGUUUCUAUAUCGUCCACUAUGGAGAUGAGGGCUGGGAUGCUCUUACAGCAGCUUUGCACAGCAAUGUCAGUGUUCUUACACAUGAGGACCGUGCCUCACUCAUACACAACAUCUUUGCUCUAUCCAGACUGGGACGUGUGUCCUUCCAUCAGGUCCUCAGCCUGUUGAACUACAUGUCCAAUGAAACAGAGACUUCUCCUGUGACUGAGGCCUUGUUACAGCUCAGUAAUAUCUACAGGCUGCUUGACAAGAGACAAGAGCAUGGUCUCGUGUCUCGCAUGAAGGAUUAUAUUCUGGAUCAUUUUCGCUCUCUGAUGGACAAACAAACAUGGGAAGAGGAGGAAAGUGUGUCUAAACAGGAGUUACGCUCAGCCCUGCUGGAGAUGGCCUGUAGUCUUAAUGAAGAAAACUGCACUCAGAAAGCCAAAGCCCUGUUCAAAGAGCAUGUUAAGUCCAAUGGGACUAUACGGAUACCAGGUGAUCUGCAGCGUGUUGUCUUCACUGUGGCUGCUCAGUCAGAUGAAGACUGGGAUACUUUGCUCCACAUGUACGCACAUGCCACCUACGAUGCAGAGAAGAGAAAAAUGUUACAGGGCCUGGCAUCAACUCAGAAUGCGCGGCGAUUAGUAUGGAUUCUAAAGGCAGGUCUGAACGGGGAUCUCAUCCAAACACAGGAGUUGCCUUUGGUCAUCAGCAGGGUGUGUAACGGCUUCACUGGCUACUUGUUUGUCUGGGAUUUUAUACAAGAGAACUGGGACCAACUCAUAGAGAAGUUCCCUGUGGGCUCCUUUGCCAUCCAGACAAUCAUCAAAUCUGCCACCUCCCAGUUCUCCACACAGGCACACCUUGAUCAAGUACAGGGUUUCUUCUCCGGCCUGAAGGAGCGUGGCUCUCAGAUGAGGAGCGUGCAGGAGGCUUUGGAAACCAUCAGACUGAAUCGCCGCUGGAUGGACCAGAACCUGUCUACACUCCGAAAAUGGCUCUAAUACAGGCACUCCAUCCAGGUCUCUGCUCCGCCAACAGGCGAACUGGGACGAGUCGUCAAGACAACAGCAGUGUUUGCACUAUUGUAGGACUGUGUCUCCUAACUCCCUUCAUCCAGGCCAGAGUACUAAACAAAGCCAGAGGUUGUCCUCGACCUGGGUAGACAAGCGGCGUUUGAUUUUCUGAGAUCGGUCCUGUGAGUCGUAUUUGUUAGCUCAGGGUGGCUCUGAUUGUGUGUCUGACAGGGAGUCGUCAGAUGCAAACACACACUCCUCACACUUAUGCUGUCGACCAAACCUCUCCUCCGCCGCUCUCAUGUAAACCUCAUGCCUGAACAGACAAUCAUGCUUCACCCACAUUUCUUUCGCUCAGCUUGCUCUCAGGCACUUAACUGUAUGAGCUGUAUAAUGGCCACUUCAAAAAGAGCAAGUAUGAAGAAUGUCACUGUUACUGUUUCUGUAUGUAAUGUCAGUCAGUCCUGGACUUUCUCUCACUUGUCAGAUUAUAUGUAGAUUCAGCUGUCAGGGAUUCCUCAGUGAUAAGAAGUUGAAGUUGCAGUACUUGAGAGACGUUUUUAUUCUUUAACCUUGUAUCGCUGUGUUAUGAAAAUCUGUGUCAAAACGAUAGCUGCCUGUCAAUCUGUACUCAAUUUAUUCAUGCAACCUGAAGCAUUUACUAUAUUUGUCAUGGUUUGACUAGAAGAUUGGUUGAUUGAUUGAUUGAUAGCUUAAAAUACCAAACUUGUGUCAGCAUCACUUGAAUGUACUGAAAAACCUUCCCACUGUGUACAGUAGAUGGCGUACUGCACAGCAGCGCAGGUUUAAAUCAACAACCAAUGUGUCUUAGGUGAGAGCAGGCAUUGCACACUGGAGCCAAAUGUUCUUUUCCCUCGUCCUUUCUCUUUCUUUCUCUAACAGUCAUAAGCCCAGUUCAGCUCUGAUCAAGUUUUAUUUUGAUUGCUUUUUCUUGCCUGCGUUGCAGUCACUGUACAGACUCGUUCUCUAACUCUGUGUGCUUAUAAACUUGUAAUUAUAAUGUAAAUAUGCUUGACCCAAUAACCCUUUUCCCUGCGAUUUUGGAUGUACUGUUUUAAACAUCUAGACUUUUAACAUUUUAAGAUUUGCUUUCUGUUGUGUAUAUAUAAUGUAAAGGGGAAAUGUAUACAUAGAACUGAUCAAGAGUCUUGGUCACAUACUUUUUACUGUAUUUCCUGAUUUAGACCACACAAAGGGGUCCUUAGCUGAUGAAUGUUUUUAAGGGCUAAUGUGCAUACUGAAGAUACGAAGUGUAUGGAAAAACAUCUAUAUUGGGCAUGUUUAAUGUGUCUAGUAAGCUGCUCAUCAGCCAAAUAAAAAUACAGAAGGGUUAUAGUUGCUCCGAUGUUAACCAGCUGUGUUGCUCCUGAGAGUGAAGAGUAGCCGAGCUAUUUAUUGAGAGAGUGUCUUUACAUGUUUCCCAAACUAUUGCUCCAACAUGUUAUUUAAAUGCAGUUGUGCACUCAUCAAGAGCUUUAUUUAAAGUGAUAAUUGUUCACUUCGUCACUGUCAUUACAUUUUGUGUUUCUUUAGACAUCCUGGUUAUCCUCAUUAGACUUGUGUCUCUUGUUUUUGGUUUUCACAAUGUUCAAAGCCUCUUUGUGUCAUUUAUGUAAAAAUUAUGGCUGGCAGGAAUUUUCAAGGUCAUGAAGAAUACAAUCACCGGUGUGGGAUCAUGUGCUUAUCUCUGUUCCUAUUGGUUAGUUGGGGUGGCUGUGCAGCAUCAGGGUGUAGUAGUGGAACUUCAGCAGAGGUUUGGUUUAGAUGAAGCUGAAAAAGAAAAGUACUGGAGGAGGCACCUGGCCGACUACACCCUCCCCAAGUUAACAGUAUGAAGGAUCAAAACACAGAGAGUUGAAGAAGUACUAAUGAUUAAAUCAGACAGUUUAGAUUUGUCUACAUUUUGUCAACAGUAGUGCCAUUGACUUACUCCAUCCAGUCCAUCAUAGUUUCACAGACUGUGUGACACUGCUGUGGAAAAGUGUUGCUUCCUAGAAUAAGUACAACAGGAUGGCAUACUGAUGUAUCAAAAUAUUUUUGAGUAGAAAAUAACUGUUCCAUGUGAAGUCUGUUGUAUUACUUUUUCAGCGACAGGCAUUUUUGAUGUCAUUCUUACAGAUCAGGUACGGGGGUUGGUCAAAGUUGUUGAAUCAGUGAUGAGAGGAUUGUAGUAGUGUACCACAUGUGCAGUAAAGCUGAUCAGAUUGUCUUUGUUCUUGCACUGGGAUAAAAUGCUGCAGACGCUUUCUAAAACUGUGUUGCUCUUCAUGUGAACAAAAUAUAAAUAAAGUUGUUUUCUGAAAA